Molecule: messenger RNA, 213 nt
Organism: Protopolystoma xenopodis
Lineage: Eukaryota; Metazoa; Platyhelminthes; Monogenea; Polystomatidea; Polystomatidae
Source: the annotation of a GenBank genome assembly
AUGCGGUCGCGUGCGCCCCAAUUGGCUGGUUCAAUUUGCCAUUGCGUCACAGCUUUAGUAAACAAACUGGACCGAGCAUGCGGCGAAUUGGGCAAGCGACUGGAGGCAAUCAAUCCGCCAAGUGAUUGCAAACACUCCGUUACCCACUGGCCGGUCAACUCGGCUCGCUGCUCUCCGCCAGGACGUGAUGUCCUCACAUGCCAACUUCAUUGA